Messenger RNA from Nicotiana tabacum (common tobacco), 1195 nucleotides. NCBI's taxonomy places the organism in Eukaryota, Viridiplantae, Streptophyta, Magnoliopsida, Solanales, Solanaceae. The record is from RefSeq and is a predicted model, not a curated record.
AUGGAGAGGUAUAAGGAGAGGCUAGUGGCUAGAGGUGACACUCAAGUAGAGGUUAUAGACUUUGCUGAAACAUUUUCUCUUGUAGUAAAAAUGUGUACUGUUAAAUGCCUCAUUGCUUUUCCUGUCAAACAUAAUUGGUCAUUGUUUCAAUUAGAUGUGAACAAUGCAUUUUUGCAUGGGGACUUAGUUGAGGAAAAAUCCUUGUAUGGUUUGAGACAAGCUUCUCGGCAAUGGUAUGCAAAGCUAUCUCAAGCUCUUUGUUCUAGAAGAGCUGUUACUUCCUCUAUUUUCCUUGCUGUCUAUGUGGAUGAUAUCAUCCUCACUGGGGAUGACAUGGCUGAAAUCACUGCCUUAAAAAGUUUUCUGGAUAUUGAGUUUAAGAUCAACGAUUUGGGCCUUCUUAACUACUCUCUUGGCGUUGAGGCGCUUUAUCACUCUUCAUGGGUUCUUCUACACCAGAAGAAUUUUAUCUCUGAUUUAUUGAUUGAGUUUGGGUGUUCAGAUAUCUCUCCUGUUGUUUGUCCUCUUGCUUUGUCCACAAAGCUACAUUUUGAGGUUGGGGAUGUCUUUCCUAGGCCUGAUACUUAUCAGAGCUUAAUUGGUAAACUCAAUUUUCUCACUCAUACUAGGCCCCACUUACGUUUUGCUAUGCAACAUCUUAAUCAAUUUCUUAAGGCCCCUCGAGUUCCUCAUAUGGCAGUUGUAUUACAUGUUUUAAGGUACUUAAAGGGCACUCCUGAUGUGAUAGUUCUUUUGAACAAUUCUUCUGAUUUUUCUCUCCAUGGAUACUGUGAUAGUGAUUGGGUAGCCUGCCUUAAGACUCGCAAAUCAAUUACUGGUUUCUGUGUUACUUUUGGAGGUAGUUUGAUAAGUUGGAAAUCUAAACAACAGCAUGUGGUGUCUCUCUCUUCUGCUGAAGCAGAAUACAGGGCCCUAAGUAAAGUUGUGGCUGAAUUGUCUUGGUUGGCUCGCUGGUUCUUUGAUCUAGGUGUGCAUCUAUCAUCACCUAUACCUAUUUUUUGUGACAGUAUGGUUGCGAUUCAUAUUUCUAAGAAUCCGGUAUUCCACGAGCGCACCAAACACAUUGAGCUCAAUUACCAUUUCAUCCACACUAAGUUGUCUGAUGGUUUGAUAUCUUUGAGUCACAUUAAUACUGCUUCCCAGCCAGCUGAUGUAUUCACAAAGUCUCUUGCAG